UGCUUAGUUAUGUAAGUCUGAUGUUGGAAUUAUGAGUCCUUAACAUAUUUUUUCCCAAAUUCUCUUGGGUAGAAGACUUUGAUUUUCCAAAUGAAUUUUAUUAUGAUGUGGUCAGUUGUCUAAAAGAAGCCAGAUGGAAAUCUGAUGCAAAUCAUGAUGAAACUAAAGCUAAUUAGAGGACUAUCUAUGGAUGCAAGUUUAAGGGAAGAAAAGGAAUGAGAAUCAUUAAAAGAAAGUGGGAGGUCAGGAAGAGAACGUGGAAAGAACAUCCAUAUUUGACUCUGAAUUUCAGGUGAUGAGGGACACCCAAAUAAGAUGUCCAGUAGGUAGCUGGAAGCCUGUAAUAGGGGUCUAGAAGAGAGCUAGGAACUGGGAAGGCAGGCAGCAUUAGGGCAUUGCAAGUCAAUGAGAUCUGUGACAGAGCAAAAAGGGAUGCUGUGGGGCCUGAGUGCCUGCAAUGUCCAUAAUGAGAAGGAAGGGAAAGAAAUCAGUAAUGAGGGGCCAGAAACGUGAGGGGCACGUCAGGCUGGCCUGAGACCAGGGAAGCCACGGGGAGAGAAAGUGGGCAGAAGUGUAGCUUCCUUCAGAGAGUUUGAAGUGAGGGAGGGCUGGGAGGAAUGGCCAUUUCUGUUUGACCAGGGACCCUCUGCACCCUGAGAAUAACACCUGCAUGGAAAAUUCACAGCACACUCAGAGUAACGCCUGUAUGGAAGAGGGAUGAGAGACAGUGUGUGGAGCUGCCUGGGUUCUCUUGAACCCACUCACUGGGACACAGACCCUAUUGGAGCCGAGGCAGGGCUUGUUCUCACAGCUCUCUUUCCUCCUUCAGGUCUGUGUGCUUCGCAGGUGCCUGCCCUUUCCCAGGCUGGGAAGUCAGGAGACCAGGCAGCAGCUGUGCUUCAGAUGGUCAGGCCCCAGGUGUCUGCAGCGUACGAGUUCCUGUCUGUGGACUAUACUGAGAGGAAGUGGAAAGGUCCGGCAGUCGGUCAGAGAGCCAUGUACCGGAGCAUCAUGCCGGGAAAUUAUUGCAGCGUGGCCUCAUUGGGUGACACUAGGAUGCGGUGUUCAGAGUUGCCUGUGAAGCUGGCAGUUUCUAAGGGACCAGAGUCAUCUGAUGGGACAUCAAGAGGGCUCUCUGCAGUAGUUUCUGGGGAACCAGAGGCAGGAGCUGCCUGUGAAGAUACUUCAGAGAAGCUGGAAGGGCAACCCUCAGAUGAAGAAGGGAGCAGACUGGAAAAUGCUUUCUUCAAAAUAACACAUGAGGACAAAGAUAAAUUCACAAAAGGUGGAUGUGAUGAAUAUAAAGAACUUGGGAAGCAUCCACACCUGUCCCCUAGUGCUGCAGCACAUCAAAGAGUACUGAAGGGACAGAAAUUAUAUCAAUGUGAUGAAUGUGGUAAAGCUUUCAAUUGGAGUUCACACCUCAUUGGGCAUCAGAGAAUCCACACAGGAGAGAAACCCUAUGCAUGUAAUGAAUGUGGUAAGACCUUCAGGCAGACCUCUCAGCUCAUCGUUCAUCUCAGAACCCACACGGGGGAAAAGCCCUAUGAGUGCAGAGUGUGUGGAAAGACUUACCGACAUAGCUCCCAUCUUAUUCAACACCAGAGACUUCAUAAUGGUGAGAAACCAUAUAAAUGUAAUGAAUGUGGAAAAGCUUUCAAUGAGAGUUCCAAACUUUUUGACCAUCAGAGAACCCAUACUGGGGAGAAACCUUAUGAAUGCAGUGAAUGUGGGGCUGCCUUCAGUCGGAGUAAAAAUCUUGUCCGUCAUCAGGUACUUCACACUGGUAAAAAACCUUACAGGUGUAGUGAGUGUGGGAAAGCUUUCUGUUCUAAUAGAAAUCUUAUUGACCAUCAGAGGAUCCACACAGGGGAGAAACCUUAUGAGUGUAAUGAAUGUGGCAAGGCCUUCAGUCGGAGUAAAUGUCUUAUUCGACAUCAGAGCCUCCACACUGGAGAAAAACCAUACAAAUGUAGUGAGUGUGGGAAAGCCUUCAGUCAGAUCUCUCAACUUGCUGAUCAUGAGCGAAUUCAUACUGGAGAAAAACCUUUUGAAUGUAAUGAGUGUGGUAAGGCAUUCAGUUUGAGUAAAUGUCUUAUUCGACAUCAGAGACUUCACACAGGUGAAAAGCCAUAUAAAUGCAAGGAGUGUGGAAAAUCCUUCAACCAAAACUCAUACCUCAUUAUACACCAAAGAAUUCACACUGGUGAGAAGCCGUAUGAAUGUAAUGCAUGUGGGAAGGUCUUCAGUCAUAAUUCUAGCCUUAUGGUUCAUCAAAGAACCCAUACUGGGGAGAAACCGUAUAAAUGCAACAAUUGUGUGAAGGCCUUUAGUGACAGCUCUCAGCUCACUGUGCACCAAAGGGUUCACACUGGAGAGAAGCCCUAUGAAUGUAUUGAGUGUGGGAAAGCCUUCAGUCAGCGUUCCACUUUUAAUCACCAUCAGCGAACUCAUGAUGGCGAGAGGCACUCAGCUCUGGCCCACACAGUUUGUUAAGACAUGAUUUUCUAAGAUAGAGCAAGAAACUUGAGUUAAACUUUCAUUGUAAGAAAGAUACUCUGAUCUCCUCUUGGAAUCAUUAAUCAAGGAGGUUUAUUCCUUGUAUUCUUUCUGCUGGGUUAUGAAGGUAGGAGAGUCAUAGUACCAUUUUUCCCUACUAUGAAUGAAGUAAGGACUACACAUUUCAUGUGCUUAUAGGUCAUUCCCUCCCUACAUUCUUUUCUCCCUCCUACUCUCCCUCUCUCCUCUCUUUUUUGUUUAAAAUGUGUCUCUGGUUUUAGUUAUGAAUCCCAUAAUCAAAUUUUAUGCUUCUCAAGGACAGUGGUUAUAUGCUUCUUUUUUUUUUUUCCAGGUAAUUCUUUUCACAGUUGCAUAAAGUCAUUCUCCAAUGCUCUGGUUCCUAUCUUGUGAAUGGCCUUUUAAAAAGUUUCAUUAUAAUCUAGAUCCUCAUCACUUGUAUUUCCUGUCUAGAGAACCUUUUCUUCUUGUUUGCUAAUUUUUGUCCCUCAGACUGUUUAAGAUCCAGCUCAUCUCAGAAAGACUUUUUUCUUAAAAUGCUUUUUUCCUUCCUCUUAAACUUCCAUUGACUUGACCUCAAUGCUUAAAAUUAGUCUGUUACAAUUAGUAGUUGUUAUUAAAUUGCACUGAGAACAGUUGUCAAGGCAUAUGUGUAUACUUCAUCCCAACUUAAUGCAAGUUCUUUGAGUUUUGGUAUGGUAUCUAUGUCUUUUAGCAUAUAGUUAAUAAUUUUCAUAGACUAGUUUAAGUUUUUCAAACUCACUCUCCAACCAUUCUUAAUCUGGGCAUGUACUCCCUUCUGCCACUAGACCUAAAACUUGUAAAGAUGGACACCAUAGGAUACCACAUACAAAGGCCUUGUUCAUGUCUUCUACAUAUGCCUCUGGGAAUGUUAAUUCUGGUACCUCAGCCUCAACUAAUAUUUGUGCUUGAGCAUGCAUCUGUGUGUGAACCUGUAUAUCCAGGAUUUAGAGUCAGCAGUUGUUCCACUGAUAAGUGCUUUUAACCUGCUUUCUGUGGUUUGAUUCAUAGAGACUCUGAUUUCCAUAUCAAGUAGUUCAAUCUACCUGUAACUGCCAUCUAAUACCAAGUUGAGAGGAGUACAGUUUAUUAUUAUAAUUAUCUUCCAGGCCAUCUUUCAUUCCCCAUAAAGUUAAGAAACAGGAAGUCUUUUCAGAAUCCUAUAGUCAUGUAUGAGACAUUAGCUUAAACACCUCUCUUCCAAUCCUUGCAGGAGUGCCCCAUUGUUGGGAGCCUUUGCCUCUGGUGUCUGCCCCUUUUCUCUUAGCAGGACAGUAGGAUUGACAGUGUAGCAGGGGAGAAGGUUAGAAGCGCAAUGUCAGAUAUGUAAACUUCAGGGGAGAGAUGAUUGUGAGCUCCAAUUUAUGUCUGAAAUAGUGGAGAAGAAAGAGAAGAGAAUUGAGGCUCAAGAAAAUAAGAAUUGGAUGUGAUUUGGGGGGAGGCACCUCAGAAAAGAUUAGGAAGAAUGUGUAUUGGGGAGGUCUAUAAAAACUGAAACAAGGACACAACUAGAAAUUUGCCAUUUGUAAAUAAAUGUUUUAAAUUUCUGUUUUCAGAUAUAUUUAUAAGAUCUACAUAUAGGACUUACCUAAAAAUGUUUUAUCUUGGGAGCACCUGUAUUCUGAGAAGGAGCCCAACCCCAUAUUAGCACAUGGACCCAUGCCUCCACUGUGAUUUGCACCUUACUGGUCAGAACCCCUUGCCUAUUGGAUGCUAUAAUUUUACCUUCUGUUUGUUCUUUGCUCAUUGUCCUACCAUUCUGUGUCUGGAGGGGGAAAGCCAGCUCUAUUCAUAAGUAUGUUACCCUUUACCACCAGUGUGGUGUAGGUUUUCAUUAAGAAUGAAUGUCCUAAAAAAAAAAAAAAAAAGUGAAUGUCCUUACUUCCUGGAAAAGUAUUCAGGAUCAUGUAUGGAGGAAAAUGGUCUAUAUAUGAAAGCCACAGCUCAAUUUCUAUUGGUUAUUGCUAGUAUUAAAAAAAUUACUGAGUUCUAAAAAUUUUAUCUGGAUCCAAUUGCCUUGCUAAAUUAUUUUUACUUUUAAUAGUUUUUUUUUUUAGUUUCAUUUCCUAACUUGUCCUAGUAUACAACAAAUAAUAGUACUUUCUUCAUUUCCAUUCUGUAUGUCAUUUAAGUUGUGUGAUAACAAAACUUUUUUAUUUUAUUUUUUUAAGAUUUUAUUUAUUUAUUCAUGAGAGACACAGAGAGAGAGAAAGAGAGAGAGGGGCAGAGACAUAGGCAGAGGGAGAAUCAGGCUCCACGCAGGGAGCCAGACGUGGGACUCGAUCCCGGGUCUCCAGGAUCAGGCCCUGGGCUGAAGGCGGCACUAAACCGCUGAGCCACCCAACAAACAAAACUGUUUUAAAGAAACAUUUUGAAUAGUGAACAGCAGAUAUUCCAUGUCUUCUUCCUAACUUUCAAGGGAAAUGUUUUGGCAUUUUGCAAUUGCAUAUAGUGUUCACUCUCAUUGUUGGUUGCUGUUAAAUGCUCUUGUGUUUAGGAAAUAGUCUUGUAUUAUUGUUUUAUAAAGAAAUAUAGUAGUUAAGAGCCCAGAUUUUUUUGCUUGUACCCUAGCUCAGUUCCUGGCUCCACCACUUUCUUAGGUGUGUGGCCCUGGGCAAGUCACUUAGCUUCCCUGUGUCUCAGUUCUUCCAUCUGUAAAGUGGAGCUACCUCAUAAGUUUGUGACGAUAAAAGUAGUUCAUAACUAUAAGGCACUUAAAAUAGUGCUUGUUAGUACCCACUAAAAUUACUACACUUAGAGUUUUUAUUAGGUUGGUGGUUAAGUUCUAUCAAGGUCAGUUGUUUGUUGGUUUGUUUUUUUUUUUUCAUUCUAAAAAUCAAAUUUAUUUAGUCAUAAAGUAUGUGUAACAAACUGCAUUUAUUUAAAGUAUACAAUUGAAUGAGUUUUGAUAGGUGACUCCAUGUUGAAAACCAUCUCCACAAUCAAAAUACAGAACAUUUGCAUCAUUCCCAGAAGAGCCCCUUUGAUAGUGCAUUCCUGCCCUGGCCCCAGCCCCAGGUAACUACUGAUCUGCUUUUUUGUCACUGUAGAUUUGUUUUCAUUUUCUAGAAUUUUAUAAAAAUGGGUAUAUCUCUAUUAAUGAAAACUGGGGAAUGUGCUCUGGCAUGUGCUGGGCUUCUCCACCUGGGCUCCUUUGUGAAGGCUUGAGGGAGCAGGUAUGACUGGGGCCACCAGGACAUUGUAGGCUGUUGGAAUUCUUGAGAGGAGUUUAGGUCUGGAUGGUACUGGCACCAUAAGAAGGGUCUGGAUGGUAAUGGCACCAUAAGAUAGGAAGAACUAGGAAAUCAAAGUAAAUCUGGGAAGACAGGAGGAUAUCUAGUAAUGAUAACUGACUCAUAUCUGUCUACAUAGUUUCUGAAACAGGCAAAGAUGUAAUUAGGCAAUCAAUCAUAUGAUAAUAUAAUAAUCAGGGAGCUUGGGAAGGUGGUGGAGUAGGAGGACCCUGGACUGCCAUGUUUUCAACUAGAUAUUAUCCACAUCCAAGUCAAUAAACGUAGAGUGAUCUGAAGGGUGGUGGAACAAACUCCAUAACUAAACAUAGAGAAUAAGUUGCAUCUGAAAGGUUAGGAUGGUCAGAAAGGUGGAGGAAGGCUGCCUGGCAGGAGUGACGGAGCUGCACGCACAAAGAGGGCAGAGAAGUGGGCACUUGUACCUGGAAGCUCACAAGAAGACUGAUCCCCAUAGCACUUGGCUUUAAAAACCAGGGGAGCUGAAUUGUGUGUUUGUAAAACCAGCGGGACUUGUAAUGAGCUUUUGAAGCAAGCUGAUUAAACAUUGGACAAGCUGGGAGGCCAAGUGAUAGCUGAGUGCUAUCCUUAGAAAGACAGCAGCCUGUGCAGAGAGGAAUGUAAAAGCAGUUUACACAACCCCAGGGGCAAACAGGAGACAUCAGUUCAUAUUGACUUCGGAGUGUUUGGGAGACUGAAAACAAAGGACCUAGCAGGGGCCAUUUUCCUCCACUACCCCCAGUAUAAGCAUGGGGACACCUAGGGGAGGUAGGAUGGCAUAGACACUUAGACUACCUAACCUAGCAGUAUGCUAUGCCCAAGUUCUCCUGAGGAUUUGCCCCCUCCAAGCCUGCUAGUCUUGGUCACAGAAUCAGGGCAAAUUUUGUUAAACUGUAUGGGUACCCAGCCACCAGGUGCACGGCUGCCACCUUGUGCCAUGCAUAUCUGCCAUGCCUGACCAGCUGUCUGCCUCCAGCCAUCCUCAUGUGUCUCACCUAGCGACACACCCCCAGCCACAAUUGCAUGCUGUGCCGGCAUGACUGGCUGUGCACUCCCUGGCCUAGUGCCACUAGGCACCAUCGUAUACCACACCUACUUGCAUCUCUGCAAUUAUGUUCCCUAGUUGCAAUUAUGGCUGCAAUUAUGCAAUUAUGUUGCAUAUUAUGUUCCCUAGUUGCAGUCACACACCUUGUGCAGUCACACACCUUACAAAGCCACCAGGAACACAGCUUCUGCCUAGCCCAACUACUGCAUCAAGGCCAACCACCACACCACACCCAGCUGUACAUUCCUAUCCACAGCAGUGCCUCAGGGGAUCCUGCAAAGGACUAGUAGCUCAUUGCAAGUUUUGCUAACAUUAUCAUCCUUCUCCCAAGUUCCCUGGUGGGAGCAGAGCUGGCCUGCUUGGGUUCCACUAACCCUGCAGAGCAAGCACAGCCCACAACAGGGUCAGUUCAGAUGAAUGAAAAGGAAAAGUGACUUAGACACAACAGCAGGGUGUAAGCAAUGCACAAGGAUACUCUCCUGAGGUGCCAGGUUCUGGUAAACGGGACACUGCCUUCCAGGAUACUCCAGGAACUCUUUUUCAUAAAGUCACUACUUUGAAGAACAGAAGACACAGUUGACCUUCUUAACACAGAAAAAGAGAUACAGAGAGGCAGGCAAAAUGAGAGAAAAAUUUGUCCCAAAUGAAAGGACAAGGUCACAACCAGAAAUCUAGGCAAAAGUAACAUGCCUAAUAAUAAAGAAUUUAAAGCAAUAAUCAUAAGUAAAUUCCCUGGACUUGAGAAAAGAGUUUAAGACAUGAGUGAGGCUAUUAAUACAGGAAUAACAACAUAGUCGAGAUGAAGAACACAAUAAGUCAAAUGAGAAACACUUGAUGGAAUGAACAGCAGGAUGGAGAAGAAGAGGAACAAAUUAGUGACCUGGAAGACAGAGUAAUGGAAAAUUAGCUGAACAAGAGAGAGAGAAAAGAAUUAUGCAAAACAUGAAUAGACUCAGGGAACUCAGUGAUUCCAUCAAAAUAACAUUUGUACUAUAGGAGUCCUAAGGAAGAAAGAAAAGGGGGCAGAAAAUUGACUUGAAGAAAUAAUAGCUAAAAAAUACCCUAAUCUGGGAAGGAAACAUAUCCAGAUCCAGGAGGCAUGGAGAACCCCCAACAGAAUCAACAAAAGCAGACCAACACCAAGACAUAUUGUAAUUAACUUUGCAAAAAAUAGUGAUAAAAAAUGUUAAAAGCAGCAAGACAAAAUAAAUCAGUAACUGACAAGGGAAAGCCCAUAAGGCUAGCAAGAGAUUUUUCAACAGGAAUUCUGCAAGCCAAAAGGGAAUACCAUGAUAUAUUCAAAGCGCUGCAUGAGAAAAAACCUGCAGCCAAGAUACUCUAUCCAGCAAGGUCAUUCGGAACAGAAGGAAAGAUAAAGAGUUUCCCAGACAAACAAAAACUAAAGGAGUUCCUGACCACUAAACCAGCUCUACAAGAAUUCGUAAAAGGGACUUUAAGUGGAAAGGAGAGACCAGGGAGAGGGUUAAGAUGGUGGAGAAGUAGGGCAACCCUAACUUGCCUCCUCCCUUGAACACAGCUAGAAAAAUAUCAAAUCAUUUUGGACACCCAGGAAAUUGAAAUGUAGACUGAGGGAACAAAGCUGCAUGUCGAUAAGCAGAAAAAAAGGGGCCACCUUGUGGGAAGUAGGAACUGCAGAGAGUUGGUUUGGAGUAGAAAAGAGCCACAGACAUUGCGGAGGGGAGGGAGGCCUGACUGCAGAGAGAGGAGAAAGAGUGAAAACAUGGGCAGGAGAUUACACAAGAAAAAAUUCUUCCCAAAACCAUUGACUGGGAAAAAGAGGAUUUAAAUACAAGUUUAAAAAUAAAAUAAGAAAUAGGGGUGCCUGGGUGGCCCAGUUGGUUGUCUGCCUUUGGAUCAGGUCAUGAUCCCAGGGUCCUGCGCCUGCUUUGGACUUCCAGCUCAGCAGGAAAUCUGUUUCUCCCUCUCCCUCUGCCUGGCACUCCUGCUUGUGUGCACGGUUUCUCUGUGUGUCAAAUAAAUAAACUUUUAAAAAAUAAAAUAAUAAAGUAAUUAACUGAUGUUUUUAUAAACAGA
Molecule: messenger RNA, 8886 nt
Organism: Nyctereutes procyonoides (raccoon dog)
Lineage: Eukaryota; Metazoa; Chordata; Mammalia; Carnivora; Canidae
Product: zinc finger protein with KRAB and SCAN domains 7-like
Exons: 3
Coding region: 718-2496 (592 amino acids)
Biological process (GO): regulation of immune system process; negative regulation of transcription by RNA polymerase II; regulation of cytokine production
Molecular function (GO): DNA-binding transcription repressor activity, RNA polymerase II-specific
Source: RefSeq, a predicted model, not a curated record